CUUUUCUCUUAAUCAUUAUGGCAGCCCAACAAUACGAAUUCUAUCCUCCUACAAAUAUGAACGCUAUUCGCUAUACUAUCAUGCAACGUAUCAAGCAACGUAACGAACAUCGACAAGACACUCCUCUUACUCCUCCUACUUCAAAGCAUGAUAUGGAUAAAAUCCUUCCUUACCACCAUCUCGAUAACGGCCUUCCAUCCCCUCCUAUUGAGUCCUGCUCUUUUGAAGAAGAACAGACAUCAGAUUCUUUACUGAGUAUGCACUCUUCGACGACUAAUAUACUUGAAUCACCUCCUUCUCCUGUCUUAUCACUGAACGCCAAGUCACCCACUUCUAUCGAUGGUACUGCUGAUACUAUCUCUAGUAUUCCUGUCGUUAAUACUACUACUGAUGCUGCUACUACUGCCGCUACUGAGUCUCCUGAAGAGAUUCGUGAAAAAAUUAGAUUACUUAAAGAAGAAAAGCAUAAGCUUUUUCAAGCCAUGAAAGAUUUAUUAUCGCAGCCAAAGAUGAAUGCAACAACUCCUGCCAGUCCUCCUCCUACCCCUUCGUCUCCUGCUCCUCCUGCUACUACAACAUCACCGGCAAAGCCUGUUUCAAGUACCCCUCACCCUCUUGAAAGAUCAAGAUCACAGAGUAGAGACGGUUCACUAAAAGCAAGACCUGUCGUUAUUCGAUCACGAAGUAUUAGUCAUUCUGAAUUCAGUAGACCGAUUUCUCGGUACAAUGCCAAUACAAAUGGUGGCUACCAUCAUGAGCGUAGCAGGUUUUACAACUCGAAUGAUAGUCGUUACCCUUACAAUAAUCGUCUGUCACUAUCAUCUACAUCCUCUACUUCAUCAUCACAAAUUGCAUCCCACACUAUGGUAAGUUGUUCUUUCUUAUGGCCUUCUUAAUCUAAUCUUCUUGAAUAGCCUCGUCGCAUAGUGAAUAACUCAACAAACAUUAAUAACAACAACAACAUGAAUUCAUAUCCAUCAUCCAGACAUCCACUUGCCAUUAGGCCCUCUCCUUCAUCUCGUCAAUUAACGCGUUCUGAUAGACAUUCAAGAUAUUAAAAAAAAGCGUUUUCAUUCAGCAUCACCUAUAUUUUUGACCUUUCCUUCUCAUAUAUAUCUGUAUUAUUAUUAUUACUAUUAUUCAUUUCCUUAUAAAAAAAGCUUGUAUAUAUGGUCCAUGGAAAAACCAAAAAAAAAAAAAAAUUUUAUACAAAGUGGAAAAAUAUUUUUCUUUAAGCGCACUAUUAAAAACAUAGGCAAAGUGAUACAAACUCUCCGUGCCACGCUUUAUUUACGGUUAAUAUAUAGCAAUAAAAGCUCAUAGUGU
Messenger RNA from Gilbertella persicaria, 1326 nucleotides. RefSeq lists its product as uncharacterized. The coding region runs from base 18 to 896 and encodes 292 amino acids. Lineage: Eukaryota; Fungi; Mucoromycota; Mucoromycetes; Mucorales; Choanephoraceae. The transcript has a single exon. The record is from RefSeq and is a predicted model, not a curated record.